UAGCUAGCUAGCUAUAUAUGCAGACUUGCAGUAGUGACUGAAGAAGUAGAAGAAGUAGAGAAAUGGGUAGGGGGAAAGUGGAGCUGAAGAGAAUAGAGAAUCCGAUCAGCAGGCAGGUGACCUUCUCAAAACGCCGUACCAGCAUCCUAAAGAAAGCCUUUGAGCUUUCCGUGCUUUGCGAUACUGAAGUUGCUCUCAUCGUUUUCUCUCCCUCCAGCAAGCCCGACCUAUAUGCAAGCCAUGACAUAAAUAGAACGAUUGCGAUGUAUAGAAGUCAAGUAGGACUGCAUCAAUCAAGUAACCCUGCAUGCUCUACAAGGAUUACAACCAUGGAGCAGUUAUGGAGGUAUGAAACUGAAGAGUUAAGAAGGUUAACACAGAACUUGGAAAUGAAGCUCAAGAACUUAGCUGGAGCAGAGCUAUCAAUUUUGGGUAUGCAAGAGUUAAAACAGCUAGAGAGACAGUUAAAGACUGGGCUGGAACGCAUCCGCUCUAGAAUGAGAUGGAUCAUUUCAGAGAAUAUCAGCUUGCUGAAAAGAAAGAAUAAAGCACUGCAAGAGGAAAACGCGCGUCUGCAGAAGAGAGAGCUUGAGUAUGGUGUGGCAAGCAGCUCGAUAACAUUUGGAACAAGUGCACCAAAUGUUAUUACAUUUCAAAUAUAGCUAGCUAGCUUAAAUUUGAAAAUCAGGGUUCUUCUCUUCGUCGCAAUCGAUAUUUGCAGCUGUAAUGCUGUCAUGGCCUGUAAACAAGCAUCAAACACUGAUCAUUUCCGUGAUCAAACACCCUGGAGCUUGAGCUAUAUAACUAGUACUUGAUAUGAAGAAACAAAUUAAGAUGUUUAUUUCUGUUGUUUUCUUGUUUUGUUUUAACAAGAGCUCUUUUGUACCUUUCUGUUUUUUCUUUGUUGUGUAUGGAGUAUAUAGCAGGGUGUAUUGUUAUUAUGAAUAAUUAUGAUGCAUGUAAUUACCGCAGUUGCCGAAGUGUAUAAAGUAUAAACUCUAUCAAUAUGUAUCUUUGUUCUAUGU
This is a messenger RNA of Fragaria vesca subsp. vesca, 1025 nucleotides long. RefSeq names its product MADS-box transcription factor 17-like. Gene Ontology annotation, cellular component: nucleus. The transcript is spliced from 8 exons. Gene Ontology annotation, biological process: positive regulation of transcription by RNA polymerase II. The record is from RefSeq and is a predicted model, not a curated record. Gene Ontology annotation, molecular function: RNA polymerase II cis-regulatory region sequence-specific DNA binding; DNA-binding transcription factor activity, RNA polymerase II-specific; protein dimerization activity. Bases 63 to 662 code for a protein of 199 amino acids. Lineage: Eukaryota; Viridiplantae; Streptophyta; Magnoliopsida; Rosales; Rosaceae.